Messenger RNA from Phytophthora nicotianae INRA-310, 732 nucleotides. RefSeq lists its product as hypothetical. Gene Ontology annotation, molecular function: oxidoreductase activity. The record is from RefSeq and is a predicted model, not a curated record. NCBI's taxonomy places the organism in Eukaryota, Oomycota, Peronosporomycetes, Peronosporales, Peronosporaceae. The transcript has 2 exons. The coding region runs from base 1 to 732 and encodes 243 amino acids.
AUGGCUUCCGUGAAGAAAACUGUUCUCAUCACCGGCAGUACGCGCGGCAUCGGACUCGCCUUUGCUGAGUACUACACCAACGCUGGUUGGAACGUCAUCGGCACAGCUCGCGCCAACAGCAAUAUGGAAAAGCUUAAAGCGCUUGCCCCGUUCAAGAUGGUCACUAUGGAUACGAGCGACGAGGCUUCCAUCCUCGAAGCAUCUCACCAGCUUGAGGGACAGCCCAUCGAUCUUCUCAUCAACAACGCAGGUAUCUACAAGCCUAGUCUCCUGGAGACUGGCACCAAGGAUGCCCUCAUGAGUCAGUUCGAGGUGAAUGCAGUCGGACCUUUCCUCGUCACGCGCGCCCUGCUACCCAACUUACAGCUCGCGGUAGAGGCGAACGGUGGUGCCUACGUCGUGCAAAUCUCAUCAUUUAUCGGCAGCAUCGGCAGCUACACCAGCGACACUGCAGCCUUCUUUAAGCACGCUGGCUACGGCUACUCGGUGUCCAAGACUGCGCUGAACAUGAUAACUCGAUCGCUUGCAUUUGACUUGCAGGCUAACGGCAUCGUGGUCGUGUCAGUGCACCCUGGAUACGUGGACACGGACAUGUCCGAAGGCAAAGGGGCGACGAAGCCAGCGGACAGUGUGGCGGCAAUGACAAACGUUAUCGCCAAGUUGAACCGUAAGAGCACUGGCAAGUUCUUCAACGUGGACCCCCACAUACCCGUGACCGAGAUUCAGUGGUAG